Messenger RNA from Aspergillus tanneri, 6234 nucleotides. Its product is annotated as C50 family peptidase. Gene Ontology annotation, molecular function: protein binding; cysteine-type endopeptidase activity. The coding region runs from base 1 to 6234 and encodes 2077 amino acids. Gene Ontology annotation, cellular component: nucleus; mitotic spindle; centrosome. The transcript is spliced from 2 exons. The record is from RefSeq and is a predicted model, not a curated record. NCBI's taxonomy places the organism in Eukaryota, Fungi, Ascomycota, Eurotiomycetes, Eurotiales, Aspergillaceae. Gene Ontology annotation, biological process: proteolysis; meiotic chromosome separation.
AUGACGGUCUCUAGUAUACUACCCGACUCCUCGGUGGAGUCGGUGAAGCAGGCCGUACGCUCUACUGCGGCAUGCUCGAAUGCCACAGUGUUGACCCUCCAAACCCUUUUUGGAGCUCCCUCGAAGACUUCCCCAGACCUUGAAAACAAUGCUACGAAAAGACGAGCGAGGACCACUAAGGGUUCUGGGACGAGUACGACCCGGACAAAAACGUCGACUGUGUCGAGGACGGCCUCAGGGCGAGACGCUGUACUGAACACAUUAGCAGAAAAGGAUGCUGCACACUUAUCACACCAGGAGAAAUUGGUUCUUGCCACGGACGUGUUCAACGCGUCCUUGAAAACGCUUUCGGAUGCAGUGAAACUGCAUCCGUCAUCGCAAUCGACCUCGCCCAGCCUUGCCAGGAAAUCACCACGAAAAACUACAGACAGCGGGUUAAUAGCGGUAUCUGAAUGUGCGUCGAUGGCGCUGGCCUCGUUGCGGAUUUUGAAGCUCGAUCAGAGCAAUCAGGACAAUGGGAUCCCGAAUAUUCAACUAGAACAAGGUGCAUGCGUCCUAGCAGGACGAUAUCUGUCGUUAGGGCUGAAUGACAUGGCUUACAAGGAGUUGAGGGGGCUAAAGAGAAGGAUCCAGCAAUAUCUGAAUAGCCAGGCCACAAUACGCAAAAAACCGACGGACAGGAAAAGGAACGAGGAAGGCCACGAGGACGGAACAAAUGAACACAUGUCGGAUCUCAUCGUAUUCUCCAACAUCACCGAGGUCAAGCCGCUGCUUUCCUUGCUAGUCCCAUUUCAAUCAAAUUCUCUACGGCUCAUCGCUUCAGAAAAGAAGGUCUCAACGAUACAAAAAGUAGCGUCGUCGCUACAACUGUCGAACUCGAGCAGCCCCGCCAACGUUAUACUUGCUGCAUUGGACCAUGGGGCCGUUGCAAAAGACAAGGCAGCAGUUCAACUUCAACUGCUAUCGAAUACGGUGUUAUCUUUAUCUUCGGGAUCUCAAAAAUCCACCAACGACAGCACGGCUAAAGACCACCUGAAACCCAUAACAUGUUUGAAUCUUCAGCUUCUGGCGCUCGAAAUCCGCUGUAUUAGUUGGCACAUCUCAGGACACAUUUGCGAUGACGGAAGAGAAGUGUGGGAUCCACUAGCACGCUACCUUGCUAACUUUUCCCAUAAUAUCAAAGGAAUCGAGAAGACUGAGUUUGCUUUAGCCUACAAAGCAAUUGUUCGACUUCAAUCGGCAGUCUCCAAAACCCCCAAGCGUACAGACUUGAAAGACAGCCUCUCAGUAGCAAAGAUCGCGACAGUUUUGGGGCAGCUUGCUCAGGAAGCAGGUUGCUUGCAUGAAGCUUUGCAACUUUUUACCGAGUCCCUGACUCCUUUUUCCAGCAUGCAGUCCCUUACGUUAGCCACUGUGCGCUGCAAAAUCGCAUUACUACACUUUGAAGGUGUCCGGAAAUUUAAAAAGUUUACCCUCACUGGUGUUUCGAAUGCGGUGGCCGAAGCUACCACCGCCCUAGGUAUGCCACUGAAAGGCAGCCCUAAUGAUCUCGAUGAGCUGCUUGUUGAAGCGGCCAAAUUGAAGAAGCGUGCGAUGGCUUGGUUUGGGGAUAUGGUUGCGAAGCAACAAGGCAAGAAUCUGGAAGAAAACGGCAUGGUACCUCAAAUUCAUCAAUAUCUGUCUGGUUUUCUGAGGUUUCUACGACGCUAUAUAGGACGCCCACCGUCAGAAGACCACGAAACAAAGGAACACGAAACUUUCUCCAAGCGAGUAGCUACAUGCCAGAGUAUUGCUCUUGCGGCUGUUGAUUCAGCUGCUGCUGUGGGCAAAUUGUCGGUUAUGUCGCAGAGGCCUUCUUGGGAGGAUAUACUUUCCGGCUUGGCAGACUGCCAACGCCUUUUGACAACAAUUAGCUCCACAGAAAGCACGGAAGAAUCAGUGGCCGAGCAGACUGGCAUGGGAUUUGUAAAAUUGUCCAACCUUUUUUGGUCUCGGUAUCUCAAAGAAAAGGAAGCCGGUAAAGGUUAUCGCGAGCUUCUGCCUCUGCUGAAGCAGUCCGCCAACUUAUUGUCCCCUUGUUUACCUGCCCAACGCAGCACAGGAUUUGCAGCUCUCAAAUAUGAAAGACUUGCGCAUGUGUAUAUGGAAGGUAAUAUGGUCUCCGAGUCGGAACAGGCAUUCUUCCAAUCUAUCAAAGAGCAUAUAGAGGCAGGUGUGUUGGAGCAAGUCGUCUCCGAUACCCCCAGUGGCUUUCCUCAUCGCACCAGCCAAGAACCGAAAAGCAAUGGCUUUAUGUUAGGCCGGGUGCUUGCUGCAUACUUGAAAGUGAAGCUGCGGGCCAAAAGAUCGAAGAUCUCUGUGUUUGAUGACGAGACUUUAUCUCCGUUGCUACGGGGGCACAUACUGGAGUGGCAAAUGGGAAUAUUGAUGGAACUGCAUCUCUACGCUCAGAACGACGAUAUUUUCCAUAAAACCUUGACCGUCUUGCUCACUAAACUCCUUGACAUAUACUCUCCGAAGGCCAAUCCCAUUCGGCGUCUGCGUGUGGUUUUCGGUGGGCUCCGCUUCUCGUUAGAGCGCCCGACAUCUUUGGAAUUUUCGCUUUUACAACAAUUGUGUGACGAAGCUGCAAAUGACAUUAAAAAUGAUGACGUCGGCCAGGAUUCUGACCUAUCUCCAUUUGAAACUCAUCUGAAGAACUCGGUUCGGCUUACCUUAGGACUUCACCAAGGAGAUCUUCAACCUAAUCAACUGGACAGCGUCGUAUCUUCUUGGACCUCAAUCAUGCGACGCUGUCACGAUUUGAAAUCGCUUGUGUCGCAUGUCGGCGAUGUGGACUACUGUAUCCUGCAAAUGAAGGCCGUCGUGGACUACACAGAGAUUCACGGUCUCUGGAAACUUCAACUUUCUGCCCUCGAACUGAUCCUCCGUGUAACAGAUAUUCAAGAGUCCGGAGACUUCUCCGAGGCUAUUAUUAUCCUUUCACGUCUUGUGCUGCAGUGCUGCCGGCUUGGAUAUUGUAAAAAGGCAAACGACCUUCUUGUUCGCGCAGACAGGUGCCUUGCCCAGAAUGAGGUAUCUUGUCUAGCAACGUUGUCUCAUCGACUGGCACGAGUUGGACAUUCACUUGAGACGGGGGAUAUCGAGAAAGCAGCAGCAACACUAUCUGCAGCGAGGUCUCUUUACGAGAAGAACCGAAAAAAACAAGAUCUAAACAGUUGCUCUGUUUUAACCAAGAUAGCAUGGGAAAGACUAGUGGCGGAUGCCGCCUUUAUGAACUCCCGCCUUUCGUUUGCUCAAGGCUCCAUUAAUGACGCGCUUUUCUUUGCCAAGUUAUCUGUCAGGUUGAACUGCAGGAUAUGGGCCAAGGUGGAAAAAAUUGCUCAAAGAAAACAGGACAAGAGUUUGCCGGCAGGUGAAAACUCCGAGCUGGAAACAGUUGUGGAAGGGAUGGCAAAGCUUGACGUGUCUCAAGCGGCGACUACAUCUAUCAACUAUUCCCAAGGCGCACCUUUCUGGCCUCAUAUUGGCUCUCACCACACUUCUUUGCUUAAUCUCUCAAGCUUAUCUGCACAUCAGGGUCUGUUCCAGGACGCUAUAUAUUAUGGAGAACAAGCUCUGAAGAUCAACAAGACGCUGAAUGCAAACGUCCGCUUGAUAGCAUCCCAGGCACAACUAGGCUCCCACUGGAUCUUUGGGGGCCACAUUUCUGAAGGACGAGAGCUCCUAGAAGAAGCAGAGGCACUUUCAAAGGAUCUCGAGAGCAGUAUCGAGCUUGUUUCUUUGCAUUUGGGACUCGCCGCGCUUCACAGAGCAGAAGGCCACCAUCAGCAUGAGCUACAAGCCUUGCUUGAUGCUGACAAGUUCAUUACCAAUUUCAUUUCUUCGGAAGUUUCUGAUGGCUCCACGUCACCCAGCCUCCCAGACUUGGAAGAGAAUAUGGGAAAACUCCAGGUUCGACCCAGCAGCAGAAGAACUAGACAGACUACGACAACGACAACACGGAGGACCCGUGCCGGGACAACAACUUCUCGAAGUGUGCCAAAAGCAGCAAGCCCGAGCACUGACCCACCUACGACAGACUCGACGUCUUUGCUUCACAUGAGGAGUGAAAUUUUCCGGCAACAAGCAUCUUGUUCUCGUGCGCUCCGUGAGUUCGAGAAAGCUUCGGCCUUACUGGAUGAUGCACGGAAGUUCUCAGUCUCUCGAGACAGUCAAAUCUCUCUCCAUAUCGGGGAAAGUGAGCACCUUCUGGCUGACGCCAUUCGGAAUUUCGCCAGCCAUGCAGUAUACUGCGUGCUUCCAGAGUCGACGAUUUCGUUGCCAUCGUUGCAAUCUCCCAUCAGACCUACGAAAGAGACUAAUUCGUCCAGCAAGACGCCCACUACAUGGAAACCCAGAGCACCUACCCGAGGGACACGAUCUCGAACUCAGAAGGCGACUGAAGACUUUAACGUUUUGCUAUCCAAGGCUGGUGAUUGUCUCAACAGCGUUUUCUCGUCUGCUACAGCUUUGGGUUCUACACUUGAUAGUCACACAGCGUCUCGUCUGAUGAGUCGGGUCUCGAUGUUGUCACAUGUGACCUCCCAUGAGCCUUCAACGUCGUUGUCCCUGUCCCCAGCUAAUGUGAAUGAGAUUGGCCGUAUUGGCGCUUUUACACGGGAGCACGCUGCCAUCACCGUCGACAAACAACUGGCGGACUUGUGCGAUCCACUUCUUUGGCCGACAAGUUCGAAGGAAACCUUCCAACUCACUGAUGAUCCGUGCUCGAACUUUACGAGAGAAUACGUUGACAUACUGCCUGAGAGUUGGAAUGUUCUUUCUUUGACCCUGAGUGCCGAUUGCAGCGAGUUUAUCGUUUCGAGGCUGCACCGGGGCCGUUCGCCAUUCCUUUUGCGCCUACCUCUCAAAAGGGGCAAUUCUGACGAUGACGAGGAGCAGUUCACGUUUGAGGAUGGCCGGGCAGAAAUGCAGGAGCUUAUCAAGCUCGCAAACGAAAGUGCACAUGCCGCCAAAGCUCAGAGUGACCGACAAUCAAAGAAGGACUGGUGGAAAAACCGGGAGGCUCUUGACAUGCGCAUGGAGAACCUGUUGCAGAAUGUCGAGAACGUGUGGUUUGGGGGAUUCCGGGGUAUCUUCUCGCCCGUGCCCCAUGAUACCGCCCCGUUGACACGAUUUGCAACUUCUUUCCAUGGCAUUCUGGAUAAGCACCUUCCGUCCCGCCAGAAGGGUCGCCGGACUGACAGCCCAAGAUUGGCACUGCAUCCGAACGUUCUUGAGCUGUUUAUUGGGAUCAAAAACCUGGAUAACCAAGAAGAUCGAGAAGACACAUUAAUGGACCUUCUCUAUUUUGUGGUAGACAUCCUACAGUUCCAAGGGGAGCGGAAUGCGUACGACGAGAUCGACUUCGAUAUGAUGGUUGUUGAGACCCUCGAUGCGUUGAGGGCCUAUCACGAGACAGUGCGAACCGAGGAUAGACAACAAUCUCCGAGCCAUACUAUCCUGGUUUUGGAUAAAUCCCUGCAUCUAUUCCCCUGGGAAUCUCUCCCGUCCCUACAGGGGCUGCCUGUAUGUCGGGUGCCAUCUUUGGAGUGUCUGCGCGACCGGAUUUUGCGAUUCCGGGACGAAGGCAGCAGCAAUAUUGAUCGGGGGUUUGGGAUUGACCGCGAAAAUGGUAUCUACGUUCUCAACCCGACGGGGGAUCUGCAGACAACGCAAGAGACGUUUGAGAAGGGCCUGGCCGGCUUGGAGAGUUGGACCGGGAUUGUCAAGCGGCAGCCCUCCGAGGAAGAAUUCAAGGACGGUCUGGAGUCGAAGAGUGUGUUCCUCUACUUUGGACACGGUAGCGGUGCCCAGUACAUUCGGGGGCGGACAAUCAGACGCCUGGACCAAUGCGCGGUCACCUUCCUUAUGGGCUGCAGCAGUGGUGCGUUGACUGAAGCAGGCGAGUAUGAGCCCUACGGCACUCCGAUGAACUACCUGCAGGCAGGUUGUCCAGCCCUGGUGGCCACCUUGUGGGAUGUCACCGACAAGGACAUCGAUCGAUUCGCACAGUCGACGUUCGAACGGUGGGGAUUGAUGAGAGAGGAAAAUGGGGGAUCGAAACGCCGAUUCACUAGUCCACAGGCAACCCUCGACGAGGCUGUGUCACAGUCUCGAAAAGCCUGCGUGUUGAAGUAUUUGAACGGAGCUGCGCCGGUGAUUUAUGGUGUUCCUACAGUGUUUUUGGGGUAG